Molecule: messenger RNA, 1654 nt
Organism: Linum trigynum
Lineage: Eukaryota; Viridiplantae; Streptophyta; Magnoliopsida; Malpighiales; Linaceae
Source: the annotation of a GenBank genome assembly
UUUUAGUGGUCUUAUAACACGGGGUUGUCCAAAUUCAUUAUUUAGUAGAUUUAAUUUUUAGGUUAAAUUUUGUGAGUCUCGUGGAUUUAAAAUUUGAAAUACCAUUUAUGGACUUGAUGAAUGGAUUGAAAAGCCCACACCUUGAGUUAGAAUUUGAUAAAAAAAAUUAUGUUAUUGUUCUAGUAUCCUCCAAAUUCAAAACAAUAAAACUCAUGACGAAAUCCAAUGUUUAAACAAAACAAAAAAAAUUCAUGAUUAACCAAAUAUAUCACUAGUUCUUUUACUUUUCAAAUACGGGCUAAUACCACCAGAAAACCCGAACUAUUAACUUUGUGCUAUUUGUAUUCUAAAGUAUCUGAUAUGACAUUUGUGUCCUAAACUAUUUUUCCGUUAGAGUUGACUGGCGUUGAUCGUUAGUUUUUAACAGAAAGCCUAAUCAGCGCUGAUGUGACAUCUGACGUGAAAUUUUAUUAUAUUUAUUUUCCCAUAAAAAUAAUAAACUACCAAAAGGAAAUUAAAAAAAGCACUGAUGGCAGCCUCACCUUCAUCUUCCUCGCGUCUCUUCAAACACAAUCGUCGCCUUGAUUCAACGCCGCCUGGAUUCAACUCCUGAAUCUCUUGAUGCCAGGGUUUCAUCGCCUUCUCUUUUCUUUCCAUACGCUGCGUACCCUGGAAUUCCUUACAUCCCUGCAAUCGAGCACUCAUCGUCCUCGACGCAAGGCGGAAGUUGAGGCUCCAGAGUUGGCUUUUCGAGUUGGUGAUGAAAUGAAGAAAUCCAUCUCUGCUCCCACCAUCAUAAACGAGUAAGGAAUUCAAAGAGGUGGAGUGUUCAGCUACUCUUAACAUGACUCCAUCAGCUUAAUUUCUUUAGCUUCUUGCAGCUUCUCCUUAGAAACCCUAGCCGAGAAUCGUCUCUUCCAAUUCCCGUGAAUGAGACGCUCUCCAAUCCCAAUUCAUAAUCUUUCCCUUCAUCCAAACAAAACCCAAUUACCCUUUUCCUUUAUCCAAACAAACCCCGAUGGCGAGAUGGGAAGAAACAGGGGCAUCUUCAACCGCCGUCGUCGCCGACUUUAUGGGAAGAUUGAUGGUGGAGCUUUUGAUUGGGUCGAUCUAUUGGAGGAGACAAAGGUGAAGGGGGUGUUUGGUGAGAGCGAUUGGGGAGAGGAGAUAAGAGGGAAUCGUCACAGUAGAUCCUUGCUUCCUCUGCUCAACGCCUGGGUCUCGAUCCCCCAGUUGAGAAGACGACGAGAAAGGAGGGAGCGGGAGGGCGGCGGUGGCGGAGGGAUUGAACGGCUGGGGAGGGAGUAUCGCAGGUGAGAAAGAGGUGAGGGGAUGCGGCGGGCCUGGGGGAGAAAGAUGAGAGGAUAGUUAUUUUAUUUUUUUAUUUAAUUCUUUUAGUUUGUAUUUAAUUUUGAAUUAAAAUUAUGAGGUGUCAAUGAUGUGGCGUCUACGUGGCAGCCACGUCAACAAAAGUCAAUGUCAAAGUUGACUUUCGUCUGGUCAACCGUCAUCUAUAAUUGUCAUAUCGAAUACUUUAGGACACAAAUGACACUAAGUUAAUAGUUCGGGUUUCCUAGUGGUAUUAGCCCAAUUCAAAAAUAGGUGCAAUCAUUGGGUCUCAUAUUCAGCAAGCAAAUGAACCUAAUAAGUGUUU